This is a messenger RNA of Mycena indigotica, 711 nucleotides long. RefSeq lists its product as uncharacterized. Lineage: Eukaryota; Fungi; Basidiomycota; Agaricomycetes; Agaricales; Mycenaceae. Gene Ontology annotation, cellular component: cell division site; growing cell tip; plasma membrane. The transcript has 4 exons. The coding region runs from base 1 to 711 and encodes 236 amino acids. The record is from RefSeq and is a predicted model, not a curated record.
AUGAUACCGCCUGGUAUAUUCACGACUGCUCUCCUCUUCAUCGUCUUUCUUCUCCUACUCCUCGUUACCCUCUCCGUCCCAAUAAUCAAGACAAUUUUUCUUUUCCGUCUCACGGCUGCUGCUUCUUCCGGAUUCUUCAAUAGCUCGGCUAGUAGUUCCGUGGUAUUUGGUGUCUGGGGGUAUUGUACUUCCGGUGUCGAUGUCUCAGUCGCUAGUAUCAACCGUGACGCGCCAGGCCAUUGUUCCGAGCGGAAGUUGGGCUACACGUUUGACUCCACAGUAGCCAGAGCUCUACAUGUUAGCGGAUUUGAGAAGCUUAUCUCAAAGGGAUUAACCGCGGUUCUUGCCCUCCAUCCAGUUGUGGUCUGCUUGACCUUCAUUGUCCUUGUUCUUUCCCUUUUCGCUCUCCGUCGCAGAGAGGUUCAUGGGAGUGCCCGACUCUGGUCUCUCUUAUUAUUCGGGGUUGGCGUAUUGACCGCCAUUCUGACGACUAUUGUCUUCCUUAUCGACGUAAUACUCGUCGCAGUCGUGCGACAUAGAGUUCAUACUGACACCGAUGGCGUGCUUACUCUUAACUGGGGCAACGCAGUUUGGAUGACGCUUACGGCGACGAUCCUGUUAUGGAUCGCCGUCAUCGGGUCAUUGACCGGUGUCUGUUGUGGAAACCAGUGGCGCUUUCGCCGUCGCCCGGUUAACGAGGAGAAAUUCUGA